CUCUUGUGCAGCCAGCCACCUACCCAGCCAUCAAGAUCAAGAUGCGUCGCACCUUCACGGUCCUCGCCCUCUUCGCCUGCCUGGCCUUCGCGGCUGCAACCGGCCCUGAGCCUCCGGCUGCUGAGACUCAGCCUGCUGUGGCCGACCCUGCUGUGGCCGAGCCUGCUGAUGCAACCCCUGUGACGACAGACGACGACCCGGCAGCCGCUGACCCAGAGGAGCCUGAGGUCGAGGAGGAGGUGCCUCCUCCCCCUCCUGAGGGUCUUCUGGAGAUGCCUCCUCCUGACGACGAAGAGGAAGAUGAAGGUGCGUUGGUGGCACGUGUCGUGUAGAUGCCUGCUUGUGUCGCUCACUCUCGUGCUCUGUCUGUCUGUCUGUCUGUCUGUCUGUGUGUCUCUGGGUGUGUCUCAGGUGCCCGCCGUCAGCUCGGCCACAAGUACGGGUAUCACAGCUACUACAGGCCUUACCACUACGGCUACUAUUAUCCCUACUACGGCUACCACCACUACAAGUAUUAUGGCAAGAAAUACGGCCACCACCGCAGCCUGAAAGCAGCAGAGACCGCAGAAGACAACGAAGGUACGAUCAGAGGCCCACUACACACACACACACGCACGCACCCACAACACACACAUUCCUGCCUCGGUGUGUGGUGUCGGUGUGCUCAUGUCAGCAGAGGCCCCCGACCGUCAGCUCGGCCACAAGCAUUACGGGCAUCACGGCUAUUACUACCCUUACCACUACGGCUAUUACUACCCCUACUACGGCUACCACCACUACAAGCAUUAUGGCAAGAAGCACGGCCACUACCGCCGCCUGAGAGCUCCGCAGGGUGAGUGACGUGACCAUCACAGAUGCUGGGGCUGGGCUUAGCUCGUGUCAUGUCACCUUUGUUGUGUGGUGUGUUGUGGUGUGUUGUGGUGUGUUGUGGUGUGUUGUGGUGUGUUGUGGUGUGUUGUGGUGUGUUGUGGUGUGUUGUCAGGUGCUGAUGCGCCUCAGGAGGCUGCUGACACUGCCGACGCACCCGGCCGUGAGCUCGGCCACAAGAAGCAUUAUGGUCACAGCUACUACUACCCUUACCACUACGGCUAUUAUUACCCCUACUACGGCUACCACCACUACCACAAGUAUGGCAAGUACGGCCACCAUUGAGUGUGAGACACACUUAGCCAGCCGAGGGCGUCGGUGGUGAACUGUCUCGUUGCGUGUCUGACUAACUAAAC
Molecule: messenger RNA, 1223 nt
Organism: Vitrella brassicaformis
Lineage: Eukaryota; Vitrellaceae
Source: the annotation of a GenBank genome assembly